Molecule: messenger RNA, 1612 nt
Organism: Zalophus californianus (California sea lion)
Lineage: Eukaryota; Metazoa; Chordata; Mammalia; Carnivora; Otariidae
Product: keratin, type II cuticular Hb6
Exons: 9
Coding region: 1-1443 (480 amino acids)
Biological process (GO): intermediate filament organization; keratinization
Cellular component (GO): keratin filament
Molecular function (GO): structural constituent of skin epidermis
Source: RefSeq, a predicted model, not a curated record
AUGACUUGUGGAUCUUACUGUGCUGGCCCUGCCUUCAGCUGCAUGUCGGCCUGCGGGCCCCGGCCGGGCCGCUGCUGCAUCACGGCCUCCCCCUACCGCGGCGUCUCCUGCUACCGCGGCCUCACCGGGGGCUUUGGCAGCCACAGCGUUUGCGGCGGCUUCCGCGCCGGCUCCUGCGGCCGCAGCUUCGGCUACCGCUCCGGCGGCGUGUGCGGGCCCAGCCCGCCCUGCAUCACCAGCGUGUCGGUCAACGAGAGCCUCCUCACGCCCCUCAACCUGGAGAUCGACCCCAAUGCGCAGUGCGUGAAGCACGAGGAGAAGGAGCAGAUCAAGUGCCUCAACAGCAGGUUCGCUGCCUUCAUCGACAAGGUGCGCUUCCUGGAGCAGCAGAACAAGCUGCUGGAGACCAAGUGGCAGUUCUACCAGAACCGCAGGUGCUGCGAGAGCAACCUGGAGCCCCUGUUCGAGGGCUACAUCGAGACGCUGAGGAGGGAGGCCGAGUGCGUGGAGGCCGACAGCGGGAGGCUGGCCUCAGAGCUCAACCACGUGCAGGAAGUGAUGGAGGGCUACAAGAAGAAGUAUGAGGAGGAAGUUUCUCUGAGAGCAACAGCUGAGAAUGAAUUUGUGGCUCUGAAGAAGGAUGUGGACUGCGCCUACCUCCGCAAGUCAGACCUGGAGGCCAACGCGGAGGCCCUGACUGAGGAGAUCGACUUCCUGCGGCGCCUGUAUGAGGAGGAGAUCCGCGUUCUCAAUGCCCACAUCUCAGACACCUCGGUCAUCGUCAAGAUGGACAACAGCCGGGACCUGAACAUGGACUGCAUUGUGGCCGAGAUCAAGGCUCAGUACGACGACAUCGCCAGCCGCAGCCGGGCUGAGGCUGAGUCUUGGUACCGCAGCAAGUGUGAGGAGAUGAAGGCCACGGUGAUCCGGCACGGGGAGACCCUGCGCCGCACCAAGGAAGAGAUCAACGAGCUCAACCGCAUGAUCCAGAGGCUGACCGCUGAGGUUGAGAAUGCCAAGUGCCAGAACUCCAAGCUGGAGGCCGCAGUGACCCAGUCGGAGCAGCAGGGCGAGGCGGCUCUGAGCGAUGCCCGCUGCAAGCUGGCGGAGCUGGAGGCCGCCCUGCAGAAGGCCAAGCAGGACAUGGCUUGCCUGGUCAAGGAGUACCAGGAGGUGAUGAACUCCAAGCUGGGCCUGGACAUCGAGAUCGCCACCUACAGGCGGCUGCUGGAGGGCGAGGAGCAGAGGCUGUGUGAGGGCGUCGGCGCCGUGAAUGUGUGCGUCAGCAGCUCCCGCGGUGGCGUCGUCUGUGGCGAUCUCUGCGCCUCCGGUGCUGCCCCUGCUGUCACCAACAGAGUCUGCAGCGCCCCCUGUAGCGGCAACAUGGUGGUGGGCACCAGCUCUUGCGCCCCGGCCUGCGGCGGGAGCUGUCAGAAGUGCUAGGGGGCUGCCGCCGCCGCCGCCAGCCAGCGAGCAUCCCCGUCACCCUCCGGCCAGGACCUCCCGCAUCCCGAGCGCCCCGCCAACGCCGCCCCACGACCGCCAGCCGCCAGGCCCCGGCCCCCCCCGCAAGCCGGUGGCCAGAUGUGCGCACUCUGCGGGCCUCCCUACC